GAUGGUCUCAUGGUAGCCUGUUACAGAAAUUUUAUAGAUGUAGUUGUUUUGUUAAGUCACUGCCCCUAUUUGGAUAUUAAUCAUCAAGACAAUGAUGGGAACACUCCUCUCAUGAUAGCAGCUCAAGCAGGCCAUGUUACUGUAGUAACCUAUCUUUUGAACUACUAUCCUGAGAUACACAUUGAGCAGACAGACAAUCGUGGUUUCACUGCUUUAAUCAAGGCAGCGAUGCAAGGAAGAACAGAAUGUGUCACAGCACUUCUGAUGGCUGGUGCUUGCCUAAAUGCAAUUGAUUUAUAUAGAGGGAAAACAGCCAAAGAAUGGGCACUGAUUACUGGUCGCUUUGAAACUUUUGUACAUAUCAAUCGACUUAUUCAAAGACCAUGUGCAGAGCAGUUCUGUGACAAAUACAUUCCUGAGUGGCCACAGCUAAAGGACCUAGUUGCCAAGGCAACAGCUAUAAAAACAAGACGUGACAGGCUUUCAGAAAAACUACGGUCAGCUUUUAGCAUAAACUUCCCACACGAUCCAGAAGACAAUGGUGUCAUGGACCAUGCUGUUCGAAUAACGACUAGUCUGUCUAGUCCAUUUAUAACUACUGCCUGCCAAACUAUCUGUCCUAGCAGCCCUCCGGCAUUGGGAAAAAGAAGAUUUGCUGUGCCAGAAAUUGUGCAACAGCUAGAUAUUUGUAAGAAAUUGAACUUCAAAAAUGAAGCAAGAAAAAGUGCUGAUAGCAGUUCUUUGGAAAUCCCCUCAAAAAGUUCACUAAUGUCUGAACGCAGAACUAACAUCUUUUCUGUGACAUCUCCAGUAGCGCCUGGAAUGGGUACCUCUGGGGGGAUGAGUUUCAUACCAACAAGACUUAUGCGUCGAAACAGUAUCUUUCCUGAUGAUUGUAUACCAAAAAUCAAGCUGAUCAAAGCUUCGCCACCAACUCGCAAAAAAGAUAAGAAACAGAAAACAAAGAACAAAAAUUAUUUAGAGCCUCCAAAAUGGAGAUAUAAAGAACUAAAAGAAGAGAAGAAAAGGGCAGAAGAGUUAGAAGAGGAAAGAAAAGAAAAGGAAGCAAAGAAAAACAAAUAG
Protopterus annectens (West African lungfish) is the source of this 1083-nucleotide messenger RNA. RefSeq names its product ankyrin repeat domain 33 (gene ANKRD33). Gene Ontology annotation, molecular function: protein binding. The record is from RefSeq and is a predicted model, not a curated record. The transcript is spliced from 3 exons. Lineage: Eukaryota; Metazoa; Chordata; Ceratodontiformes; Protopteridae. The coding region runs from base 10 to 1083 and encodes 357 amino acids.